AUGUUACAAUCAGAUAAAGCCACAUCAUCACCUCCAUUAUGGUCCAUUGAUAGGAAAAUAACUCGUCAAACAACUCCAUGUGAGAAUACUUCUAUAUCUUCAUUGCCAUCAUUAUUAAUUUCUUCUCUAUGGGAUUCGACACCAAUUGGUAAAUCAAUUUAUCUUCGUUUAUGUCAACGUGAACAAUUAUCACCACAAUUAAUACUCGAAGAUAAAGUUUUUCGUUCAGCAAUACGUUUACAACAUGGUUCAACAUAUCGUGCACAAUUACAAUUUGUUGGAACAUUAAUUAUUGAUGAUGAAACACAACGUUUAACAUAUGUUAUUGAUCGUUUACAAUUAUCGGAUUCAACAACAAAUGAAACUAAUAGUCAACAUUCAUUAUUACCAAAUAAACAAUUAAAUGGAGAAUUUCUUAUUCCUAUUCGAUGUGAUAAUAAAAGUUCAACAACAAUAAAUUCAACUAGUAGUUUGAUACACGAAGGAAUCAAGAUAAUCGAUGUUUAUUGUCGUUCAUCUUUACCCAUUGAAUUGCAUCAAUUUUCAUUUCUUCAUGGUCAAAUGUUGUCACGUUUAUCACCAUCCAUAAAUGCUGAUUUAUCAUUUGAUCUUUUAACAAUUAAAAAUAAUUUUAAACUAACACCAAUUAAUUCUGAGUAUGUUCAAAUAUUACCAACAGCUUUAUUGAAAAAUCUAAGCUCAUCGACUGGGAAUGGUGUUUAUAUAAAUCAACCACAUUUUGGCUAUUGUGGCUUAGACCGAAUGUCGAAGAAUAAAAUUUUAUUAAUACUUGAAAAUGAUCCACAAGCAUGUGCUCUACCACUAGUUGGAAUAUGGGUAUCUGGUAUUGUUGAUGUUCAAUGUGCCUUUGUUUGGGCAGCAUGUCUUCGUUAUUGUAUGAAUUCAUCACUUAAACAACGUUUACGUACAGGAAUAAAUGUUAAUAAUACCACACAACAAUCAUUUCUACUUGCAUGUUACUUGUCUACGUCUCGUGGUCAAUGUGAUUUUUAUGAAGUUAGUUCAAUGACGACGAGUUCUACACCAUCAGCAUUCAUGAUUGAUUAUGAUUUAUGGACAUGUUCCAAAAAAAUUAUUAUGCCUAAUUCUUCAACAAUGCAUUCACAUGAUACAGGUGUUAGUACACAAUUACCGUACGAUUUUGAAUUUAAACAUGUUUAUGAUGGACCAAAAAUGCAUGCGCUUUUAGGAGCGCAUACAGGAAAUAUUUCUCUUUCUAAUCAAUAUCAAACUAUUAGAUCUACAAAAAAUGCUCAAUUACCAGCAGAUCUAUCUUUUCUUACAGCAGAAAUACCAUCCGACGAUGACGAUGAUGAUAAUGGUCUUCAUCAUGGUCAAAUUGAACGAAUUCAGCAAGAACAUCAUCUUCAAACAGCACUUUCAUCGCCUAAUACAAAUGGAAGUUUAUUUGGGGUUCCUCGUUUACCACCAAAGCAAUCAAUACAUCAAUCACCAUCAUGGGAUUCGAUUUCAACUACAACGAUGACGACACCCAAAUGGAUUGCACCUGUACCUGCAAAUGUUCCAGCAUUAACAGUUCCAGCUCUAACAUCACCUCCAACACCAGUACCAAUACGAUUUUCAUCUCCAGCUCCAUCAACAAUUGCAUCGUCAACUAUUUCACCGUCAACUGCUAUUCAAGAUGCUCAAUGGAAAGAGGAAAUGCUUGAAAAAAUGCAAGCAUAUGAUGCUCAUAUUCAAUCAUUAAAUGCACUUGUUUCUCAGCUGUUAGCUACUCAACAGCAUCAACACCAGCAACUACAGCAAAGCUCAAUCUCAACACCGACACGAGAACCUAUAAAAUGUGAUGUUGCUGUUCAAAGUGAACCUCCAUCGCCAUGUACAAGCGAUGAUAUUGGCGAGUCAGCAUCAAUGGUUAAAAGUAAUCGAAAUAGUUCACCAUCAUCAUCACCAAAAAUUGAACAUCUUCAGCAUUAUCAACAACAAACACCAAUCAUGACAAUAACUACAAGAACACCUUGCUCGGCAGCUCAAUUUCAAUCGCCACUUUCACUUCCUCCUCCACCACCAUCAGUUGCUCGUCAACCAGAACCAGUAAUUGAUUAUGCUUCGCUUCGCAAAUCUGCUGAUGCUGAACGACUGACUACUGACAAUAUUUGUGUUCCAUAUCAUCAUACACCUAUUCGAUCAAUGUCACCUUCACGUGCAUCGGUACCAACGGAUCUCAAUCCAGUGGAUAUUCUUAAACCAUUUUUUCAAUUUAUGGCCAGUCAACAGCAUAAACAACAACAAGAACACGAGUAUCAACGAUGUACUUCUCCAUUGAUGACAACAUCGAAAUCAUUCGAUACAGCAAUAAUAAAAACAAUUGAUGAAGAAAGUGGUCGACAAGCAGAAAAAAUGUCUCAAUUAGCUAAUGUUAUUCAACAACAGCAACAUGUGACAUCGACAACGACAACAGGCAUUAGUUUUAUUUCUAAUGGCCUUCAAAUGCAAAUUAUUAAUCAACAAAGUAGUACAACUACUGUUUAUCCACCAGUGCCUCCAUCGAUUGCUCCUCCGCCUCCUUCUUCGCCUGCUCUUCCUACGUCUGUACCUUCAACACCUUUAAGUAGUGGCCUGAUUUCAUCAUCAAAUCAACAAUCAGAAAAUGAUCUAUCAAUUGAAGUGCGCAGUUUGCAAAUGAAAUAUCUAGAUGAUGAUCAGUUAGCAAUUGCUACUGAUUAUGAUCGUCAAUCGCCAACACCACCAAGUACAGUACGACAAUCCCCUCAAAGUUUCGAUAAAAAUAUGUCGUUUGCAACACAAAAAUAUUUUCAAAAAUAUAAUAUUCUAACGGGAUAUAAUCGUCAACAACAAAAUUAUUUAUCGUCAGAUGACAAUGAUCUAUUAACAUCCUCUCCACCUCGUCAACGAAUGCUUUUACCAUUACUACCACCAUCGUCACCACCUAUUUUUACACAACCACCUGUUCCUCGUGCUCAACAAGCCAAAAUACUCGAUUUGAGUCAAAUACGUAAAUUACCUAAAUUACUUUAG
Rotaria socialis is the source of this 3021-nucleotide messenger RNA. The record is from the annotation of a GenBank genome assembly. Lineage: Eukaryota; Metazoa; Rotifera; Eurotatoria; Philodinida; Philodinidae.